Messenger RNA from Exaiptasia diaphana, 4037 nucleotides. RefSeq lists its product as uncharacterized. The transcript has 10 exons. Gene Ontology annotation, biological process: potassium ion transmembrane transport. The coding region runs from base 1085 to 2554 and encodes 489 amino acids. The record is from RefSeq and is a predicted model, not a curated record. Gene Ontology annotation, cellular component: voltage-gated potassium channel complex; membrane. Gene Ontology annotation, molecular function: delayed rectifier potassium channel activity; ligand-gated monoatomic ion channel activity. Lineage: Eukaryota; Metazoa; Cnidaria; Anthozoa; Actiniaria; Aiptasiidae.
AUCACGACACGUAUUAGCUACAGGCCUGCUGGUCAGUAGAGUCAAAUAUUAGCUAUGUUAUGGAAACAUACGUAACAAUAUUCAUUCUCUCAAAUACUUUCUAAUGUUAUUUUUAGGGUUAGUUUAAUUAAAAGGACUAGGGCUCCCAGCAGUCUYUAUGGGUUUCAUACCUUCGUUUGGGCUUUUUCUUGAGUAAACGUUUAAAACAUGAAUGCACCUGUAGCGACAGUUAUUGWAGCGUACAGGUUYAACCAAUGUCUGYAWUAAGACAUGAAAAUAGUUGAGAAACGAUUUACUUUACAAUGAGGGAUCAGUUAUUAUUCCUCUCUGCGGGAAACUCUUGCUGUACUAUUUGUUUUCUUUUAACAGAAGCUAGCUUCUUGAUUAAGAAAAAAAACUAAAAAAAUAUUUUAUUGUUUUGUGUCAAAUCAUUAAAUCAGUGAUAGUAGCUGACUUGGCAUAUCUUACAGGAUUGUCUCUAAAAAUAAAUGAUUUAUUGUAUAUCARAACUGAGAUUCGAAUAUGAGUGCAAACAUGACUUACACGGAUAAUUCCGGAACAUGACACGUAUAACACCAACAUUAUUACAAUARCGCAAUCCUGAUUAACUUAAAAUUGUGUGUUUUGAAAAGAGUGUUUGCUUUCCUAUACUGAUGCAAAGCCAAUAUUAGGAUGUUUGCUGUAGUGGUACUAUACUAUCAUGACGUCUGUAAAAACUCAUUAGUUUAAGAUUUGAUCAUGUCCUAUAUAUCAUCAUAUGGUUAGAUAUUUGGACGGGGAUUUCUACUACAAACACGGAUUUACUCAAUUAGUGUCAAAGGAAACGAAUUAAUUUUCAAUCCGUCGAGCCACAGACAAGUACACCAUAYAUUAUUACGUACCGUAAYUCUCAAGGCGGGAACGGUCUUUCUGUUUGUUUAAUGGAUCAUGUGAUUUUCAUUGGCCSUGCGUAGCUAAUUGACAAUUUCAACCACAUCUUUUACUUAUGAAUGCRAGCGGCCUUGGACAUGAUUUAUUCGCUGCUUAAGAUCGACGGAAUGUAGAGUAAGAAUAUAUCGUGUUUAUUACGGAAGUUCCUCUGACCAUGCCUUGGCCAAUAAGGGCACUGCUAUUAUUAUGUCUACCUCAAGUAGUCUACUCAAUAGGGGAGUGUAAGAACAGUUCGUUGCCUUCUAAGUGUACUGGUGGGAAAGUCACUUGCCCUUCAUGUAUCAACAUUGCUUGGUCGGGUUCAAUGGCUAAACCUCCAUAUGUUGUCAAAAUCAACAAUGAAACAAAUGGCGGACUUCUAUUCCGGAUAUUCUGGACGAUGAUGUGGCGAUGUUGUGGUCAUAACUUUGGUACCACGUGUGGAGAUUUUAAGCAUACAACCGAUAAAAUGAUCGAUCCCAGCAUAACCUAUGACGUCCAGAUGCCUUUAGUUGUAAACUUUAAAGAAAGUGGCCUUCGUUCUCAAAGAAACGUUGUUCCCAUGCUGCCUCAUACAGGUGUGGCGUUUGUAGUGCGAAGGGACAAGGUCGAGAGCGAUUACUCCUUACAGCUUCUUUCUGCCGUCUUUGGUGCUUGGCCAGUGCUUGUCCUCACUCUUCUUCUGUCGGUAUUAGCCGGGGUUAUUGCUUGGGUCCUGGAAACUAAAAAUCCGAAUGAAUUCCCACGGUCGUUUGUUAUAGGAGCAUGUGAAGGAUUUUGGUGGGCAUUCGUAUCCAUGACAACCGUAGGGUAUGGUGAUCGAGCUCCUAAAUCACUUCAAGGUCGAGCAUUUGCAGUUAUUUGGAUUCUAAUAGGRAUUUGUAUUAUCUCGAUAUUCACUGCUACACUUACUACAUCGCUUACCACUGUAUCACUGGAAAACAAGAUCAGUCUUCCUGGCUCCAAGGUUGCAACGUUACUCUACUCUAUCGAGGCAAUAACAGGAUUCCAGCAACAGGCCGAAGUUCGAAGAUUUCGUACCUUUGAAGAGGUCAUGGAGGCAAUGGAGAAGGAUACAGUGGAUGGUGCUUUAUUAGACAGUUACGUCAUAUCAUACUACAGAGAUCGUUUACCUAAUUCAAAAUACAAGGUUCAGGAAGUAAUCCGUCAGGAUACCUUGGAGUACGGUGCAUUUGUGAAUGAUAGUACUCUUGCUGCUUGUUUAAAGCAAGCUCGUUACGCUGAUGAAGCCAUUAUCUACGAGAUGGUUGAACUUACUUUAUCGAAAUCUCUAGCGAGUGGCGUAAAGGAAGGAUCCCAGACAGCCCAGAGUGUGUUUGACCCAAGUAGCGAUUUAUUCAGGCGGACUCUGUAUACUUGUGCUGGAGUUGUUGGUCUUKCUCUUAUCCUUGGAAUGAUUUAUGAGAUCUGUAGAUAUCGGAGGAAAAGGAAAGCGAAAGGACGAGAUAAGAUGAAUAACAUCAACAGCUUGCGACCACCUCUUAUCCACGAAACACGAGACGCAAUGCUGGAUGAAGUGGAGCGAAAACUAACUGAUGAAUUACAUAAAGCAAUUAAUGCUUGGAAAACGAAACUGGACGGCAAUAGUUAUUUGCAAACWGAUGAAAUGAUGUCAUCCGUUUGAUACUCAUAAUCGUAUUUUAUCUAUCUACCCGCGCUGUAAUACAGUCAACCAAUUUUGUUACCAAGRAAUUUUGCACGAAYAUUCUUCACUGCCAAACGAUGUCGGCUUGUGCGAAUAUUACACUAUGACAUCAUUCAUGACGUCAAGUUUUGCUGAUAACGUCAUUUUCUUCCAAUAUGCAAUGACAUUAAUGACAUCACUCAAAUAUGAAAUCAUACUGGCGUUACGUCAUGCUCGUGACGUAUGGAGUGUAAGAGACGGAUUUCCUAUGUAGUUCGAGUAACAGAGAUCACGGAAGAAACCAGAAGAUACGGACGAAUAUACAUUCGAUAUACUUUAUCGAAAGUGGAUGAAUUCUCAGGUUCAAUGCAGCAAGCACGUGGACGCCAUAUCUCUAUGCAUUGAUACAAGUCCUUGAGAUAUAUGUUACCCAGGACAAAAGAAAGGAAGUUUCUUCAAAAGAUAACUGUAAAAUACUUUGAGUGACUAAUAUUUUGCUAAUAGUUUAUCUUAUAUGCACGUCAUCAAUUGUUAUUAAACUAUGUUAAGCUAACACUAGAUAACGACCUGUAAUCAUAUUGUAAGGAGUUUUAUAUCUAAUGUAACCUUACCUUUACGGUGGCCAUUUUGAAUUAGGAAAUGACAGGGGACCCGAACGUCUUUCUCGGAUCUGAUUAUUGUCACUGUGGUUAUCCUAUCCCAGGAUUUCUACGAGAGAAUACCUGAAUACCGUAUUGGUAUAAAAUGUCAAAAAGAUUACAUAGAAUAAGAAAAAAUAAGCUUAAAAGCAACUCAGAUACAUUGACAAUGAAAAGAGAAGUGGCUUUUAUCCAAAUAUGGGAUGUUAUAACCAAAUAAGGAAAGGAAAUUUGGACAAGGCUAAUUUAYUGCGGAAUCAAUACUUAGAUCUUCUUGGGAUUUUUACAAUUAUCAUAUUCACGAUUCGUCGAUCAUAAGUCUGUGAAGCAGUGAUGACGAGUAUAGGUCGUUAUUACCUCUAUUGGUAUAUGUUUGACAGGGACAUCUACUGUUAWAAUAAGAAUCACACUGUACCUUUGCAGCAUUAUAACUGGGUAUGGUAGAAUUAUCGUAAAAUAUCGUUAGACCCUAACGUCUGUUAUUGUCAGUUAUCAUAUAGAAGGCAUAGAUCGAUCUUUAGGAUGCUCAAUAAAUCUUGUUUUUAGCAAAGGUAGCUUCAUUUUUGUAAAAGUUCUGACCCCUAAUUAACCGUUAUAAGAUGUAUUGGGUCAAAAAUCAUACACACUUUAUCAUUUCAUGGACKUAUAUCUCAUUACWUGCUGCAAAUCGGUGCUUUWAGCCACACGACAGUCUUUUCACUGGUUUACUUCUUUCAUACUUUAGGUUGCAUGUUAGAAUUAAGAAAUACCCUUUAUAUUAUAGCUAGAUGAAUUGGUCAGUAAGUAUUGAUGUUCUUGUAACAAUGAUUUGAUGUCAAUAAAGUCAUGAAUAGUUAUUGAUAUAA